GUUGGGGAGCGUAACGCUCUGCGCGCCCAAGAGGCGCCGGAGCAUCUGCGCUUCUGCGCUCCACUAACCUUGUGCCCUGCAGACGUUUCGGACUACAGUACCCAUCAGCCCCUGCCAGCGUGCACGCGUGAUGGGUAUUGUAGUCCGAAACGUCUGCAGGGCACAAGGAUGGGGAAGGCCGCGUUAUGGGAAAUAGCUGGUUUCCAGCCCAGUCCUCUCUAUGCGUCUUCUGAAAAGUGGGUGGCUUUUUCCCCCCAUUUGUGUUUUAUUGAUUUUCAGUUUCAAACGAAUUAGAUAAAAAGGAGAUAAUAACAAAUCUGCGCUUCUGCGCUCCACCAACCUGGCAUCCUGAAGCUGUUUCGGACUGCAAUGUUGUUGUUGUUUAGUCGUUUAGUCGUGUCCGACUCUUCGUGACCCCAUGGACCAGAGCACGCCAGGCACUCCUGUCUUCCACUGCCUCCCGCAGUUUAGUCAGACUCAUGUUGGCGGCUUCAAGAACACUGUCCAACCAUCUUGUCCUCUAUCGUCCCCUUCUCCUUGUGCCCUCCAUCUUUCCCAACAUCAGGGUCUUUUCCAGGGAGUCCUCUCUUCUCAUGAGGUGGCCAAAGUACUAGAGCCUCAGCUUCACAAUCUGUCCUUCCAGUGAGCACUCAGGGCUGAUUUCCUUCAGAAUGGAUAGGUUUGAUCUUCUAGCAGUCCAUGGGGCUCUCAAGAGUCUCCUCAUAACUUCUAUCUGCCUGUUGUCUUUGUCCAUGGAUUUUUCUUGGCAGGGAUACUGGAGUAGCUUGCCAGUUCCUGAUCCACGUGGAUCACGUUUAGUCAAAACUCUCCACUAUGACCUGUCCAUCUUGGGUGGCCCUGCAUGGCAUAGCUCAUAGCUUCUUCGAGUUAUUCAAGCCCCUUCGCCACGACAAUGCAGUGAUCCGUGAAAGGGCCGGACUGCAAUACCCAACAGCAAAUUGUUGUUAUUGCCGGAUUUACAUAUAAGCUGAACAAGCUAUAGCUCCUUAGGGUCCCACUCUCUUGGGGGCCCCCCAAAAAAUAAUAAUUAAAGGGGGGGAAAUGGAUGUACAUUUCCAAAAUAUAAGAUAAAAAACAAAUAAAAUAAAUCCUACAGACAGCAACAGUGUUUUGUGUUGUGUAGCCUCCUAUUUGUUAUGUGCAAAUGGUUUUCGAUACCUACCGGUAUUAGGUCCAUAAAUUACCAUAUAGCAUACAGUAUAUUCAACACAAAAAUAGCGACAAUUUGUUGUUGACAAAGGACAACGGGACAACUUAGGGCCUCAUCAAACCUAAAUCCGGCCCUGACAACAAUCAUUAUCCCCCCCCAACCCUAGGAAAAUAGUGUCUCAUACUGAAUGCAAACAAACAGUGCUCAAAAGACUAUGAUUUGAAAGCAGGGACGCCAUACGUAGGUUAUUUGUUUGGUUUGUAUCACAAAAAAAUAACUUCAAUAAAAACUAAUUUUAAAAUGCAUGCACACCAACACCAACAAGCAAGCAAGCAAGCAAACAAUAGCACAACAGGUACAGAGGCAUCACCCAAAAGGGAAAUAUUACUGAAGCAAUCCCAGUUGUGGGUCAUUGGGUGUACAGUAGUCGGAUGGAAGUGUCAUUCCACAAUGGCUAUCGAAGCUGUCCAGCUUCUUUUGCAAUAUCUAAAACACAAUUUUUUGUGAUAUGGGGGAUGCCAGGGGGUCCAUAGCCCUGGCUGCAAUUUUUUGAGGGGGGCAACCUUAGUGCGUUGCAGCCCAGCACUCCUCUCUGGGUGGAGGUUUUUUCAUUUCCUUUAUCUCUUUUCUUCUGCUUUUUAGGUUAAAAAUGCUUGGUAUUUUAUGUUUAUUUCUGUAUACUGUGUUUUCUUUGUGUGUGUUUUCAAGCUUUAAUUGAAAUAAAUAAAAAUAGCUUACAGACACAAGCGCACACCAAAAAUGUUGAUCAGAAAGCUCUGGAAGCUCCUUACUGAAACAUUAAAAGCAGACUCCACUGCUGUUUGGGGCCUGCCUUCAGUAUUAAGCCUUAAUUUGUUUUGGCAAAAUAAUACUUGGACUCAACGUCAAUCCGACUUCCUUAUUACAGUUCACAGGAAUUUACUGUCUCCAAGGCAGCCUGAUGUCAUCUCAGCCAAUCCGGGAGCUGGAGCCAGUUAAUGACUCGCCCAAGCGAGCAGAGGAAAGUGAAACUUCACUUCUGACUAGGGAAUCAUGGACGCAAACGCUCUCUUAGGAAACCUGAGCAAGGAAGCUUCCUGCUCCAUCUGCCUGGAGUAUUUCAAAGAGCCGGUGUCUGUACAUUGUGGGCACAACUUCUGCCAGGCCUGCAUCACUCAGUGCUGGUGGGGGCAGGAGACUGGCGUGUCCUGCCCCCGGUGUGGGGAAAGCAGCCACCAAAAGAGCUUCAGAGAGAACCAGCAUCUGGCGAGAAUCGUGGAGAUAGUCAAAUGCUUGAAUCUGGAAGCUGCCAAAGCACUGGAAGAGGGGAGAGUCUGUGAGAAGCACUUGGAACACCUCAAGGUCUUCUGCAAAGACGACAAGAUGCCCAUCUGCUUGGUGUGCACUAUUUCCAACGAGCAUCAAAAUCACACUGUCGUUCCGAUAGAAGAAGCUGCUCAGGAUUACAAGGAACACUUUCAGAUGCAACUGAAGAUCUGGAAGCAAAAGACAGAGGAACUCCAGGCCCUGAAAUUAGCUGAAGCGAGAAGAAGCUUGAAACGUCUGGAAAGGUUAGACUCCGAAGGGAAGAAGAUUGUGUCUGAAUUUGAGCAGCUCCAUCAGUUUCUAGAGGAUCAAGAAGAAUUCCUGCUGGCCAGGCUAGAACAGCUGCAGAAGGAAGUGAUAAUGGAGGAGAAGACCGCCACAUCAGAGAUUUCCAACCUUCAUGACCUUGUCCGUGAUGUGGAAGAGAGAUGUAAGCAACCUGUGAGUGAAUUCCUCAAGGAUCUCAAAAACACCUUGAGCAGAUGCGAUGAUCAGAAGACCCAGAAACCAGUGGGCUGCUCUCAAGAUCUGGAAAAGAGGCUGAAUGUGUUUUCCGAGAAAAGGAUGCACCUGGAAGAGAUCUUAAAGAAAUUCAAAGCUGCUGUGUCAGUUGAACUGGAGAGCAUAUAUUUGUCAAAAGAGGAACUAGGAGUCCGGAAAGGCAGGACAAGAUUAUUUGAGUUGCCUUAUGCCGAAGUGAAGAAAAGAGGCACAAGAGUGAACGUGACUCUGGAUCGAGACACUGCAAACCCCUUCCUCGUCCUCUCAGCGGAUCAGAAGAGUGUGAGACUCGGAGAUGCAUGGCAGGAUGUAGAUGACAACCCCGAGAGAUUUGAUACUUACCCCUGUGUGCUGGGCUGCGAGGGACUCACGUCGGGGAGGCAUUAUUGGGAAGUCGAAGUGGCCAGUGGGAAGCACUGGGCCGUGGGCUUUGCAAAAGAAUCUGUUGAAAGGAAAGGACAGAUCACCCCUAGCCCCGAGGAGCAGAUAUGGGCUCUACAACAAAGUGGGGAUCUCCUUGAAGCUCUUACCUAUCCACCGACUAUCUUGCCAUCGCGCAACUGCCCCAGGAGAGUCUGGGUAUUUCUGGACUAUGAAGAGGAACGAGUGGCAUUUUUUGAUGCCGAUACAUCAGUGUUAAUCUACGUUUUCUCACCAGCGAUGUUCAGUCAGGAGAGAAUCUUCCCUUGGCUCUGGGUCUGGCCUGGAACCGAGCUGAGGAUUUAGCAGCGAGUUUUGAUGUCAGUGUAUUGGGCUAACUGCAGCGAGACUGAGUAACACACAUGCAAAAAAUCGCUUGUCUAGGUUUGGGUAGCUGUCUUCUCUACGGCACAGGAAGAGUGGCUUUACAGGCCAUGUCCCACUUGCAAGGCAAGGAUCCUAGUGUGAAGCAAAUCCCAAAUUUCCUUCAGCAAAAAAUCGACAUUUUGUGCCCCCAAAAAACCGCCUAGCAAAUUGUAUUGUGCAUAUCAGUUUUAAAUUACACAAACGUUGUACUGAUUUCAACUCUUUUAAACACAGCCGAUGUUAAAAGAAUACACGCAUCAUAUAAGGUCGAGAUAGCCAACAUGGUGCCGUUUAGAUCAGGCAUCCCCAAACUUCGGCCCUCCAAAUGUUUUGGACUACAAUUCCCAUCUUUCCCAACCACUGGUCCUGUUAGCUAGGGAUCAUGGGAGUUGUAGGCCAAAACAUCUGGAGGGCUGCAGUUUGGUGAUGCCUGCUUUAGAUGUUGCUAGACUGCAACUUCCAUCACCCCUGACUGCUGGCAGAGGCUGAUGGGAAUUGUAGUACAACACCGUCUGGAGGUUUUAUAUUAAAGGAGUGGCACCGUUAGGCCUGGGCUGCUAGGCACAUCCCCUGCCCCUCGCUGCAGAUGGCUGGUGCCAUGAGUCAGUACCCACAACACCUUCCUUUGAAAAACAACAACGCUUCACUGUGAGCGCAAUGCAGCCAGAACAAAGCUCUCCACAGUUGAUUCCCACCUCCCAUUUAAUUCUGCAGGGUGCCUCUGGGCCUCACAGAAAGAAGACCAGCAGGUGCCUGUAAAAAGUUGCUUUUUAAAAAAAUGAUGUCACAGAGACUGCUGCUGAUGGCUGCCUGGCUGGCAAGGACAAGACAAAAAGGACAAGACAAAAUGAGGGAGGACCAAGCAAGCAGGCAGUGUGAGAAAUACACCUUCCCCUCUUUCUCCCUUUUCUGGGGUGGGGAUGACCCCAUAUCGCCCCUCCCCUACUUUUUACCAGGGUUCAUUCCCUUACACAUGGCCUGCUAACUGGGUGGAUGGAGGAAAGGGUGAGAAAACUGGACUGUGGCUGUGUGUAGAAAUUGGUGGUGGAACGGACGGACUCCCUCAAGAACUUGGAAAUGGAUACUAUUGAAGCGCAACAUUUUUUCAAGCCGCUCUGAUUUUAUUCAGAAUAAACAAUAUGAAUCUGUUUUCAUUCAAGUUUGGGUGCAUUUAAUAUUCAUCUAGCCUGCUUUCAUGCGCGAUGAACUACUACAGUUUGAUCUGCAGGCAUGAGAAGCUUUUCAUAGCAUGGAGGUGAGCAGAAGCCUAUCAUUUUCUUAUGCCUGCUUUUAAAACCCUUCCUGGAAGGCAGAGAUUGGUUGAUCGACUGGCCAGUUAGGAAAUGGGAAAAUAAAAUGAUCUGCUGCCAGGCUGAUCAUGGGAAAAUGAAAAAUUGGGGCUGAUCCACACUCUUAAGUGUGGAUCUAGUUGUUCCAUUUUUAGUUUGGUCCGGCGUUGGCCAUUCCCACAGGUACUUUUUACCUUUGGUUUAACUUGGGGGAAGACUCCUGAAAACCCCAGUUUUCCCAUUCAUUCUUCCUAGUUCUAAAUAGUCUGCUUUUCUGGUUGCCUCCAUCGCCAUCCACCCUUGGCAGUGGGGUGGAGCAUGCACACUUAUUCCACAGAAACCCUUCUUCCCGCACUGUGGCUACACUAUUACAUUCAAA
Zootoca vivipara (common lizard) is the source of this 5431-nucleotide messenger RNA. Its product is annotated as E3 ubiquitin-protein ligase TRIM39. NCBI's taxonomy places the organism in Eukaryota, Metazoa, Chordata, Lepidosauria, Squamata, Lacertidae. Gene Ontology annotation, molecular function: zinc ion binding; protein binding. The record is from RefSeq and is a predicted model, not a curated record.